AAAUGGCCCCAAUUUCAACAAGGAAGUAUUUGUGGAUUUUAUUGCUGCUCAAAUAAAAACACUGUCAUUCCUUGCAUACAUCAUCAAAAUUUAUCAGGCAAGUAUAUGUGAAUACUAAACAGCGUGUUCAGUAACUAGUUUUAUUAGAUAUUGCUUAUAAGUAGAUGUGAAUACAUUUAUUUACAUUAUAAAAGUACUAAAAAUAUAAAUAACUGAAAUCAUUUUUUUUAACUUUCAAAAUCUGAAAACAGCAUGACCUUGGAAACUAGCAGGCAGACAGUUAUUUUAUGUGGGAACUUACGAAGACAUCAAAUCUGUGGCCCACCAGUUAUUUCUAUUAUUUAUUUUCAGGGAGCAGUGAAUAAUCACUCUCAACAAAUGGUGCAAGGUCUGCUGGGUUUGAUGGCUCUUUGUCCACAAGAAGUUGCCCAUUUGAGAAAAGAGCUUUUAAUGGCAGCUAGGCAUAUCCUCUCUACUGAUCUCAGGAACAGUAAGUAUUUUUCUCCCUUUAUGCUAACUAGCCCAAAGAAAGAUAUUUAAAACGUGUGUUUCAAUUUUACCAAAUUUAAAUGAUUGCAGGUUGUGACUUUCAUUUCUCUAUUUAAAUUCCUGUUGUUAACUUUUAUUAUUAGUAAAUGUUUUUAGUAAUAUUUUACUGUGGUUUCUUCUGUAUUUGAAAACAGGAUUUGUGCCAGUUAUUGAAAAGUUGUUCGAUGAGAACACUUUAAUCGGCUCUGGCUGGACUACCUAUGAAUCAUUAAGGCGAGUUGAGACUUUUGCCAACAUUUUCUUAGUGAUCAGUGGAAGCAAGAAUUAUAUUAAGAUUUUUUUUAACUGCUUAAUGCAGAUAGCUCUUCAAUUUUUAUUAAAUAAAUAUUCAAUUAUAAAAUUUUAUUUGCAAAAACAAUUUAUAAUGAAUAUAAGAUUAAAAUUUUCUUUCGCAGACCUCUGGCAUACAGCACUUUGGCAGAUCUAGUUCAUCAUGUUCGCAAUAACUUGUCCCUUCAUGAUCUGUCACUUGCAGUAAAUCUGUUCUCCAAGAAUGUACACGAUGACUCUCUCCCCAGCAGCAUUCAGACUAUGUCUUGCAAGCUUUUACUCAAUUUAGUUGACUGCAUUCGAACAAAAAGUGAUCAGGAAAAUGGAAAU
Lymnaea stagnalis (great pond snail) is the source of this 1149-nucleotide messenger RNA. NCBI's taxonomy places the organism in Eukaryota, Metazoa, Mollusca, Gastropoda, Lymnaeidae. The record is from the annotation of a GenBank genome assembly.